Molecule: messenger RNA, 2416 nt
Organism: Dichomitus squalens LYAD-421 SS1
Lineage: Eukaryota; Fungi; Basidiomycota; Agaricomycetes; Polyporales; Polyporaceae
Product: PRMT5-domain-containing protein
Exons: 12
Coding region: 56-2398 (780 amino acids)
Biological process (GO): peptidyl-arginine N-methylation; regulation of DNA-templated transcription
Cellular component (GO): nucleus; cytosol
Source: RefSeq, a predicted model, not a curated record
CUUUGUGCAGCUCCAUCAUUCGCCGAUGCGAUAGCCUGGGCAAUUCUUGUCCGACAUGCCUGUCUUCAGUGCCCACCACACGCAUGAUGAUUUGAACGUACUCUCGCAGCGCGACGACCUAGGAGACGACACGCCCGUCCUUCGAGCCGUGACAGACGCGCGCACGGAUGGCUACGAGACGAUCUGCGUGCCCCUUACGACCGACAAGUGGAAGGCACGCUGGAGGGAGCUGUGCAUCCUCAACCCAGACGAGGAGCAGGACACGCUCGCGGAGAUCGAGCAGCGCGCCGAGGCGUGGAGAUCCAAGCCCGCGUUCUUUCGCGACGAAGUGACGGUAUCCCGGCUAGAUGAGGCCGAGUGCAUCAUUCCCCUGAUUUCGGACUGGCUCGAACUUGACGCGACCGAUGACUGGGUUCGCCAUGACGCUGAGAUUGCCCUUCACCAAGAGCUUGCGUUUGCGUCCUACCUGAACGCACCAUGUGCAAUCCUCCCAACUCCAAAUAACCGUAUCCAAGUCGGAUCGUACGCUCGUGCGAUCAACGCGUGUUUGAGCUCGGUACCAUACAUGGAGUUCUCCGUCAAGAUACCCAUCUACGACGCGGUCACCGUGGUGCAAGUCCCUUCACGCUCGCCGUCCCCAGUACCCUCUCCGGUGGAGCCGUCCACUUCGCGUUUCUCCUCAGCGUCGUCUAAUGAUCUGGCUGUUGGCUCUCCGCCGGAGUCAAAUCUGACGACUUGGGAGAUGUGGGACACCAUACGGACAAUAUGCGGAUAUAACCCGAGGUUGACCUUGACUCUCGAUCUUACUCCACCCUUGCCGUUAUCGUCAACCGUGCUGAACCAGUGGCUCGCUGAGCCGGUCCGAUAUCUGUGGCUACCGGCGUCAACAUUUAUUGCGAACGCGAAGGGGUACCCUGUUCUGCCCAAGGGCACGCAGUCUUUCAUUCGGGACAUUUUCAAGUUGCAACCGACCGUGAUCCUUUCCGGAACAAGGGCGAAGAAGCACCCUCGAGGGGGCGAGCUGGCUUAUCUCCAGUAUGUCCGGCACCUUGAGAAGACCAGUUCCUUCGUGAAGGCUGCCACGACUGCGGGCACGGUCGAGCACUUCGCUCAGGGCUACCAAGACUACUUGCAGGCCCCGCUGCAGCCGCUCAUGGAUAACCUGCAAAGCAUCACCUACCAGACGUUUGAGCAAGAUCCGGUGAAGUACCGGAACUACGAGGAGGCCAUCUACCUCGCCCUGAGAGACUGGGAGAAGCCUGAGAAAAUCACGAUCUGCGUCGCUGGCGCGGGGCGCGGGCCUCUAGUAGCUCGAUCGCUGAAGGCUAUCGCGCGUGCGAAGGUGGAAGCUUUCGUCUACGCGGUGGAGAAGAACCCGAACGCAUAUGUCACCCUCCAGGAGCGUCACCGCAACGAGUGGGGCGACGAGAAGGUGGCGCUGCUCUACGGCGACAUGCGCACCCUAAAAGUUCCGGAGAAGGUGGACAUCCUCGUCAGCGAGCUCUUGGGUUCAUUCGGAGACAAUGAGCUCAGCCCGGAAUGUCUCGACGGUGCGAUGAGGUUCUUGAAGCCGGACGGCAUCUCCAUACCGUCGUCGUACACGGCAUACAUCGCGCCUCUCUCCUCUUCCAAGCUCUAUAACGAGACGAGGGCGAGUAAGGACCCGAAGUCAUCCGAGACACCAUAUGUGGUCAUGCUCCAUGCGAUCAACAUCCUGAGCGACAACGGGACCGGUAUUAGCGGGACGUGUGGCCCUCGGAUACAAGAAUGUUGGGAGUUCGAGCACCCAAGGAAAGAUGCAGCCCUGACAGAGCAAGGUUUGCCGUUGACGAAUAGCCAUAACGUCAGGUCGGCCAAGCUCACGUUCCACAUCCCCCACGCUGGCGUCCUUCACGGGUUCGGUGGAUAUUUCGAGGCCGUGCUGUAUAGAAACGUCGGCAUCAGCAUUCAUCCAGAGCGGAUGGCGCUGAUAUCAAAGGAUAUGCUGAGCUGGUUCCCGCUCUUCUUCCCGCUCAAGGAUCCGCUGUACCUCCCCGCCGAUGCAGAGCUGACGGUCUCGCUGUGGCGGUUGACGGACGCGCGCAAGAUAUGGUACGAGUGGUACGCGGAAGCAUUCCUCCCCGUACCAAGCUCUUCUGUAUCAUCGCCCAUCUGGAAGGACUCCCUGUCGCCGAUGAGUCCGUCCCCGGACAGCAGCUUCCUCAGCCCGCUCGUCAGCACCCCCAUCCAGGUGACAAGUCCCCUACUGGAUGUGCCUCAUUUGACAUUGCAAGUGCCUAGCGGUGGGGCGUCAUUUGGCAUGGCGGAAGACAGACAAAAGGAGGGCGUGAGCCUCGUGAAGAUCAGUCAGACUGCGCUGCACAACGCUGGAGGCAAAAGCAGUUGGAUUGGUCUGUGAUGUGUACAUCUAGGUGCC